This is a messenger RNA of Tupaia belangeri chinensis (Chinese tree shrew), 808 nucleotides long. RefSeq names its product heat shock protein family B (small) member 1 (gene HSPB1). Gene Ontology annotation, cellular component: nucleus; cytoplasm. Gene Ontology annotation, biological process: response to heat; negative regulation of apoptotic process; protein refolding. The record is from RefSeq and is a predicted model, not a curated record. Lineage: Eukaryota; Metazoa; Chordata; Mammalia; Scandentia; Tupaiidae.
AAUGCAGGGGAAGGGGCGGCCCCCAGCUGAUCAUUGCCAUUAAUAGAGGGCUGAAACACCGCCUGCUAAAAAUAUCCGGUUGGAGGCCCAUAAAAGCGCAGCCGGCCAGGCGCCCAGCACUUCUAAGAGCCUGAGCCAGAAGCACAAGCAAGCCAGCAUGACCGAGCGCCGCGUGCCCUUCUCGCUCCUGCGGAGCCCCAGCUGGGACCCUUUCCGCGACUGGUAUCCGGCCCACAGCCGCCUCUUCGACCAGGCCUUCGGGCUGCCCCGGCUGCCCGAGGAAUGGGCGCAGUGGUUCGGCACGAGCGGCUGGCGGCAGCUCAGCAGCGGCAUCUCGGAGAUCCGACACACAGCCGACCGCUGGCGCGUGUCCCUGGACGUCAACCACUUCGCCCCCGAGGAGCUGACGGUCAAGACUAAAGACGGCGUGGUGGAGAUCACCGGCAAGCACGAAGAGAGACAGGACGAGCACGGCUACAUCUCCCGCUGCUUCACCCGGAAGUACACGCUGCCCCCUGGUGUGGACCCCACCCUGGUCUCCUCCUCCCUGUCUCCUGAGGGGACGCUCACCGUGGAGGCCCCGCUGCCCAAGCCAGCCACACAGUCUGCAGAGAUCACCAUCCCUGUCACCUUUGAGGCACGGGCCCAGCUUGGUGGCCCAGAAGCUGGGAAGUCAGAGCCGUCUGGAGCCAAGUGAAGGCCUUAGCCCUACUGCCCACUCCAGAGCCAUCACUGGCCAUCCUCACCCAAUAUCUUUUGAUACGUUUGUCUUAUGUUUUUCUCAAAUAAAGUCUGAAGCAACUGCUUA